UUAAUCCCCCUUAUGCCCUGUUGUCUCAACGUCUGCUUCUCCUUUGCUGCUCCAGAUGAUGGGGAUGAUGGAGGGGGAAUCUGAAAAGCCCCCCAGAGGAAACCAAGCUCUGUCAGAAAUGGUGAAGGCGCAGCUUUUUAGGGAAGCCAAGCAGGAAGCUGGAGGGGAUGCAAGCCUACUGGUCGAUGGCUGGCCUGAGCGACAGAGGGCAUCGUUGAGAUCUGCCAGAGAGACUUACUUCCUGGCUCCAGGUAAACCUGAUGAGAGCGGACACGGAGCAGAGCAGCGGGACGGAAAUGAAAACGAGAUGGGAAUGGACCGGUUGGUGGGCUCACAAGGGGGUUUCCAAGCGGCUAAUGAAUCCCCCUUCCUCAACACCGCGGGGAAAUAUGACCCAGAGGGCCUCAGCCAAAGUUCCCACCUUGUUGCGUGCAACAACACUGACCCAGAGGAGAAACAUUACAAGUGUUGGCAUUGCAGCCAGACCUUCAGCAGCAGCUCCGAUCUCUUGACCCACGAGAGGACCCACGUGGAUGAGAAACUGUAUAUAUGUUCCCACUGUGGAGAAAAAAAGAGCCUUCAGCAGCAGCUCCGAUCUCUUGACCCACGAGAGGACCCACGUGGAUGA
Messenger RNA from Python bivittatus (Burmese python), 628 nucleotides. NCBI's taxonomy places the organism in Eukaryota, Metazoa, Chordata, Lepidosauria, Squamata, Pythonidae. The record is from RefSeq and is a predicted model, not a curated record.